AUGAACGCGACUCCAACGAACCGGCUCAAAAUCACGCCGGGUAACUCCCCCUACCUCCAACGACCGAGCCCCCGGACUCCCCUCAGAGGACCCUUUCCUCACGAAUCCCGCCUCUCUCUCAAGCGCGUAAUCGGCACUACCUGUGCCUCGCCCACGGGCUUCGACACCGUAAACUCCUCCUUCGCAUACAUCGCGGGAGGCGCCGUCGUCGUCGUCGAUGUCGACGGCCAGCACUAUGCCCAGCGCUUCUACCGCGCCCGCCCGACAGCCGCCCCCGUCUAUGGCUCUGCACCUCUAUCCCAUACCAACCACUCAACGCCCUCGACCCCCAAGGCAAACGACAGCAGGAAUCGGGUCGUAACUGGGACCCGCGACUCGCAGAGCUGGUCCGAUUCGCCAGGCUCGACAUGGACGAGCCGUGAGCGCAUUAAGGCGGCGACGUGCUUGGCCUUGAGUCGGGACGGGAGGUAUCUGGCCGUGGGCGAGACGGGCUACGCUCCGCGCGUGCUCAUCUUCAAUCUCGAGGAUGCCUCGUCCGACGUGCCCCUGGUCUCUAUCAGCGAGCACGGGUUUGGAGUGAGGGCAGUGGCUUGGUCGUCUGACACUAAAUGGCUUGCUUCUCUUGGUACUGCCAACGAUGGCUUCCUUUUCAUCUGGCGAACUGACCCCCGUACUGGCUCUGCCAAGCUGUACCAGCAAAACAGGUGUACGUCCACCAUCAAAGGCAUGGUAUGGAUGGGCAACAGCCUGGUCACGCUCGGCGUGCGGCACAUCAAGAUAUGGCGGGUUGAGGAGGUCCAAUCUAUUUCGCCAUCCAAGCCCAAGUUCAGCGACGUCAGUUCGACACCUCAAGCAUCCCAAAGACUCCUUGGCGGUCGAAACGUCCUUCUCGGCUCGCUUCUGGAAGCUACCUUUAGCUGCGCAGCCGUGGUCGACGAAACUAGCAUCAUUAUCUGCUCCGAGGCCGGCGACGUGUGCAUGGUCGAGGACGAUGGCAAGCAGUCGAGGCUCAUCCGGUGCCUCAACGUCGGAUUCCUAGUCACUUCCAUCACCAUCAGACAUGCCACCGCAUAUCUGUCAGGAAAAGCCGGUCAGUUUGCGACGCUCAGCGUAAGGGCUGUCCUUGACAGCCUCUCGGACGCAGUCCUUUCCAGAAGCGUCGCGCCGUCUGGGUUGGUGGCUAUGGGCUUUCUCACAGAAAAUCUCGUCACAAUCAACGAGAAGCACACUGUCGACAUCUGGAGCUCCAACUAUCUGCCAGGCAAGACCGAGGGCGACUCUUCUCACAUAUCUAUACCUGGCCACGGGGAUCAAAUCUUGGGCAUCCAGGCCUUGUCAAAACCGAACGACCAAGACGCCGAUUUCAUCACGUGGUCCGGUUCCGGCAGAGUCAUCUUUUGGGACAUGAAUGGGACGAUCAAGUGCUCUAUCGAAGUGCCAAUUGACCAGGCCAUCCCUGAAAACGAGAUAGACCCGGUAAAUCAGCUCAAUGUGGUCCGAACCACGAGGGCCGGCAAGAUGCUUGUAGCAGCCGACAAGUUUGGGGUGCUCAGAAUCAUGGACCUGUCAACAAAGGAAUGCCUGCUCGAGACGAAGGCGCAUUCCUCGGACUGCCAGGGCGUCACUAUCUACGAGGACGACAACAAGUUCCUGCUGGCGACUUGCGGUAGGGACAGGACGGUACAGCUCUUUCAUCGCACAUCGGCCGGGGAGUUCCGGCACUUCCAAACGCUAGAGUUCGCUGCCAGAGUCGUACAAGCGCUCAUUCCGGCAAACGAUAAAAUCAUGACUUGCUCUCUGGACAGGACGCUGCAAAUCUACGAUAUUGUCUGCAAGCCCGUCGACGUCGACGAGAUCGCGGCCCUCCCUUCCCGGACAAACAUACUAAAGGCAGCGCCAACGUCCUUUACCCUCGGCCCGGACGACAGAACUGCAUUCGUCUCGAUGCUGGACCGUUCGGUCUGCCAGUACGACCUCUCCAAUGGCAAGCUACUCAACUGCUUCAAGUGUGUCGACGAAGGCGGAUACGAGACCGCCAUACUGGACUCUCUGAUCUUCAGCCAGCCUCCGGGCAAAGAUACGGGCGUUCUUCUCGGCGUGUCCAACACGGACAAAUCUGUGCGUCUCUACGAUGCCCAAUCUGGCCACUUUGUAGACAGGGAAUGGGGACACACAGAAGCCAUCAACGGCGUCACGUUGACAGAGGACGAUGAUGGCUCCCAGAGGGUCAUUAGUGUCGGGUCGGACGGUACUGUGAUGUUCUGGGGCAUGGAAAGCGAGGACAUCCUACCUUUCUCCAUUGGCGGGGACCCGUUGCCAAUGAAGGAUGGACCCGCCGCUGCUAGACUACCUCUGAGACGCGUGCUCUCAAAGGCCGAACUGGCAGAGUUCCAGCGGCCCUCUUCCGCACAGAGCGGUCGUCGCUCGCCCCCGAGGACCGUUCGCAAACGGACGUCUCGGUAUGGUCUGGGCAGCAGCGCCAGCACACCCAAGACGGCCAUGCAAAGUAGCCCGCUGGCCGAAGAUACACCAUCGCGACGUUCCUCUGGCAGCCAGUCUGGCAGCCCGCCUGUUAGCCCAAAGUCGAAAGCGUCUGGACGGCCCUCUCUUCCGUCCCUGGGUCUGCCGCCGAAGAAGAGCUCGCCCAAACUGCGGGGCUUUGGCAGUCUCAACAUGUCGACCGAACAGACUUGCCGCACACUGAGAGCGUAUAGAAAAAAGCUCGCGUCGACGGACCCUCUCAGCGAGGAUGUCAUCUUCGAGCUCGACCAGGAAUUGCGCCUAACUGCUGCCGCUCUCGGCGACCGAGCUACGAGGACAAAGGCUCUACAUGACUCGGCCCUCCUCAGCGGCCUUCUUGACCAGUACGAGGAGCGUCUGGCUUCCAUGCUUGACGAGAAGCUGCGGAACACCUUCCAGGCGAGAGAGAUUUCCACUCCAACUGAGGAGCGAGAGGAAAUACUCAUCGUGCCGCAACCAGACACGGGCGGCGACGAAACCACCUCUACAUCAUCAUGA
Colletotrichum graminicola M1.001 is the source of this 3018-nucleotide messenger RNA. RefSeq names its product WD domain-containing protein. Gene Ontology annotation, cellular component: mitotic spindle. NCBI's taxonomy places the organism in Eukaryota, Fungi, Ascomycota, Sordariomycetes, Glomerellales, Glomerellaceae. Gene Ontology annotation, biological process: mitotic spindle organization; regulation of mitotic cell cycle. The record is from RefSeq and is a predicted model, not a curated record. Gene Ontology annotation, molecular function: protein binding. The transcript has a single exon. Bases 1 to 3018 code for a protein of 1005 amino acids.